Cantharellus anzutake is the source of this 1164-nucleotide messenger RNA. RefSeq lists its product as uncharacterized. The coding region runs from base 26 to 817 and encodes 263 amino acids. NCBI's taxonomy places the organism in Eukaryota, Fungi, Basidiomycota, Agaricomycetes, Cantharellales, Hydnaceae. The transcript is spliced from 7 exons. Gene Ontology annotation, molecular function: carbohydrate binding. The record is from RefSeq and is a predicted model, not a curated record. Gene Ontology annotation, cellular component: EMC complex.
GUCACGCUUGUCUGCAGUGGCAUCAAUGCGUUGUGCCUUGUUAAUCCUGCUAGCCAACUUCGCGUUCUUUAGGCACUCAUUUGCUAUUGAUGUACAAGGCAGUAUAGCUUGGAAUACACACUGCCCAGAUAUAGCUUCUCUCCAUCCUCAAUCAAAGAUUGUUCUAGAUGGAGGGCGCUACUCAGCUAGAGUACGGAAAGAUGGCGGAUUUACCUUUUUUAACGUCGAACCUGGUGCCUAUCUCCUUGAAGUGCUGGCUAGGGAUCAUGUCUUCGACCAGCUGCGGGUUGACAUCCUUGACGAGUCGUUAUUGUCGCAAGAUUUGGGGACUACACCUGCGGAGGAACAUCUUCCUGCGCCUUCAAGUGUCCAAGUACGACCGUUUCUCCCUGGGACCCCAUUUUCUCCCUCCCCGCCACAUUAUCCUCUGGCAUACCCAAUCCUGCUGGUCCCGCUCCAGCGCAAAGAAUAUUUCGCGCUUCCGGAUGGCUUUGAUGUGAUGUCAAUGCUGAACAAUCCGAUGGCAAUGAUGAUGAUUUUCGCUUGCAUCACAUUGUUCAUUCUUCCAAAGGCCAUGCAAAACAUGGAUCCCGAAAUGCUGAAGGAGAUGUCUGAGAGACACGGUCGUAUCAUGAAAAUACAAAGCGACUUACACCAGGGAGACUUCAGCGGGAUUACUUCUGGUGUUAUGGAGGAUGUUAAUAGAGGGGCGGCAAAGACGGACGAGCGCCGCCCGCCUCCCAAGAAAGCAAACCCAGCACCCGUAUCCUCUUCGACUUCCUCCAGCAAGAAGCAAACAUCGAAACGGAGGCGAUGAGGAUACACUUGUUUUUCUGCUUGUCGGUAACCUCGUUGUUGUUGCAUCCACACAAGGAAGCGUUGCGCGUUUGGCUGCUAAUUCUAUUAUCCUACUGAGGAUUUUACAAACGCUGUCCUUUGGUACCCGGCCGUGUCUUUCAUGUGGUCCAGCUGAAGUCUGCAAGUUCUUCGGAUAACCUGCCUGUGGGGUUUUGAACGUGGUGUGUUUGUUUUCUGAGUAGCCUUGAAUUGCAUACAGGACACUGGCAUGCUUGAAUAUCAUAUCCCCUGUGUUCAUUUCCGACUGCUGUACUUUGGUCUCCCUUCUCCCUCAUCGGUCACGCGAAGUCCCAAAUUUUCGACAUC